Molecule: messenger RNA, 4587 nt
Organism: Myodes glareolus (Bank vole)
Lineage: Eukaryota; Metazoa; Chordata; Mammalia; Rodentia; Cricetidae
Source: RefSeq, a predicted model, not a curated record
CGGGCGGGCGGGCGUCUGCUGGUGACUCCUCACUGGGUUUUCCUUCUCCCGCCCUCCCUUUCUCUCUACAGAUCUCCUCCUCCCCAAGAGAGGCUGCUAUUAAACCUUCAUCACUACCAGCGGGGCUCUCACUUCAUACGGGAGAGGGAGAGAGAAGCUGGGACCGCACUGCCAACUCGUGCCUUCCGGAUCCUAGGUGAGCUCUUGACUGCGACAGCGCUGUGGCGAACAUGGCACCCAAGAAGAAGGCUAUCAAAAAGAACAAAGCAGAGAUCAACGAGAUGACUAUCAUCGUAGAAGACAGCCCCCUAAACAAGCUGAGUGCUCUAAACGGGCUCCUUGAGGGCGGCAACAGCCUUAGCUGUGUCUCUUCUGAGCUAACAGACACUUCCUAUGGCCCCAACCUCCUGGAAGGUUUAAGUAAAAUGCGGCAAGAGAACUUCCUGUGUGACUUAGUCAUUGGUACCAAAACCAAAUCCUUUGAUGUUCAUAAAUCAGUCAUGGCUUCGUGCAGUGAAUACUUUUACAACAUCCUUAAAAAGGAUCCAUCAACGAAACGGGUGGACCUCAACGAUAUCGCCCCCUUAGGCCUAGCCACAGUGAUUGCGUAUGCGUACACGGGAAAGCUGACCCUCUCUCUGUACACAAUAGGAAGCAUCAUCUCCGCUGCCGUGUACCUUCAGAUCCACACUCUUGUAAAGAUGUGCAGCGAUUUUCUGAUACGAGAGAUCAGUGUUGAGAACUGCAUGUAUGUUGUUAAUAUCGCCGAAACAUACUGCUUGAAAAAUGCCAAAGCGACCGCCCAGAAAUUUAUCCGAGAUAACUUCAUCGAAUUUGCAGAAUCAGAGCAAUUUAUGAAGCUUACGUUUGAACAAAUUAAUGAGCUUCUCAUGGACGAUGACUUGCAGUUGCCUUCUGAGCUGGUAGCAUUCCAGAUUGCAAUGAAAUGGCUAGAGUUCGACCCCAAGAGAGUGAAGCACGCAGCAGAUCUUCUAAGUAACAUUCGAUUUGGUACCAUUUCUGCACAGGACCUGGUCAAUUACGUUCAAACUGUACCAAGAAUGAUGCAAGAUGCCGAUUGUCAUAAACUGCUCGUGGAUGCUAUGAACUAUCACUUAUUACCUUACCAUCAAAACACCUUGCAAUCCAGGCGAACAAGAAUUAGAGGUGGGUGCCGAGUUCUCAUCACUGUUGGGGGACGCCCUGGCCUGACUGAGAAGUCCCUUAGUAGAGACAUUUUGUAUAGAGACCCUGAAAAUGGAUGGAGCAAGCUCACAGAAAUGCCAGCCAAGAGUUUUAACCAGUGUGUGGCUGUGAUGGAUGGAUUCCUUUACAUAGCUGGUGGUGAGGACCAGAAUGACGCAAGAAACCAAGCCAAGCAUGCUGUCAGCAAUUUCUGCAGGUACGAUCCUCGCUUCAACACCUGGAUCCACCUGGGCAGCAUGAACCAGAAACGCACCCACUUCAGCCUGAGCGUGUUCAACGGGCUCCUGUAUGCGGUGGGCGGCCGCAACGCGGAGGGCAGCCUGGCUUCGCUGGAGUGCUACGUGCCCUCUACCAACCAGUGGCAGCCCAAGGCGCCCCUCGAGGUGGCACGCUGCUGCCACGCCAGCGCCGUGGCCGACGGCCGCGUGAUCGUGACGGGCGGCUACAUCGGCAGCGCGUACUCGCGUUCCGUGUGCGCUUACGACCCCGCGCACGACGCGUGGCAGGAUCUGCCCGAGCUGAGCACGCCGCGAGGUUGGCACUGCGCGGUGACCUUGGGCGACAGGGUGUACGUGAUGGGGGGCAGCCAGCUGGGACCGCGCGGGGAGCGCGUGGACGUGCUCACGGUGGAGAGCUUCAGCCCCUUAGCGCGCCAGUGGAGCUUUGUGGCACAGCUGCCCGUGGGCGUGAGCACAGCGGGAGUCUCGGCGCUGCACGGGCGCGCGUACCUGCUGGGCGGCUGGAAUGAGGGCGAGAAGAAGUACAAAAAAUGCAUCCAGUGCUUCAACCCCGAGCUCAACGAGUGGACGGAGGACGACGAGCUGCCCGAGGCCACCGUGGGCGUGUCCUGCUGCACACUGGCCAUGCCCAACAGCGUGUCCCGCGAGUCACGGGCCAGCUCGGUGUCCUCCGUACCGGUCAGUAUCUGAACGCAUUGCUUCCCAGAGGCCUGUGGUCAGACUGCGAGUGGGCCCCAAAGAAAAUAUACAGCGUUUACUACAGUGAUGGCGACUCAAAGCGAUCUAGAGGAAUGUCCGGGAGGCUCUAAAUUCGUAGUUUGGUAUCAUCUACCUCAGCCUUUCCCCAUCUUCCACCAACAAAAUAAAGGGCUAUAGGCGACAGAAGUAAUUUUGUUCUGCAGCCACUGGGUGGCAAAUGGAGUUUGUUGCAGGCACUCUUCCGAAGAGGCUGCUUCCUAAAUUCCUAGCAGUUACUUGCUGAGAUUUUUUUUUUUUUCCUACACGGUACGCGUAAAAGCUUGAAUGACUAUGCAAUUUCCUAUUCAAAGAUGUCUUUUCUUCUCUGCUUCUUUUGGGAGAGUUGAAAAUACUCAUUUCAAAUUUUCAAAUGAGAAUAGUUUAUACCCAUAAAGAUUUAAUUUUUAUAAUUCAACAUAAAAAUUUCUUUCCCUCUCCUUGAGUAAAAAGAACUUUUAAGGACAUCUCAUGUUAGAGUCAGAAGGCUUUAAACAAGGUGUGGCCGGAAAGCAACACAUCCUACUGGGAGACAGUAAGGCAACAGUUUGUAGUUAAUGGCGUGUACCCUCAUCCUCUGGAAACUACGGAUAUUUUAUGUCAUAAAAUCCUACUCUCAGGGCUGGAGAGAUGGCUCAGUGGUUAAGAGCAUUGUCUGCUCUUCCAAAGGUACUGAGUUCAAUUCCCAGCAACCACAUGGUGGCUCACAACCAUCUGUAAUGAGGUCUGGUUCCCUCUUCUGACCUGCAGGCAUACACAGAGACAGAAUAUUGUAUACAUAAUAAAAUAAAUAAAUAUUAAAAAAAUCCUACUCUCAGAAGAGGAGUGGUUUCCAGUCGUUUAAUUUAUAGGGCAAAUAAAUUUAAAUCAUUUGACAUAUUUCUUAGAAUUGAUUUUAUCUCUUAUCAUCACUUAUAUAUUGGAAAACAUCUUCCUCCCCCCCCCAUGGUGAACCGAGGACCUCAUGCAUGCUAGAUAAGUGCUCUACCAGGAAGCUACCUUUCCAGCCUUCAUUUUGUUUUAUUUUAUUUAUUGAGACAGGGUCUCUCUACGUAGGCCAGAGUAGCCUCAAACUCCCGGAGAUCAGCUUACCUCAGCCUCCUAAGUGCUGAAAUUACAGGCAUGUGUCACCAUUCCCAGCCUUCUGCUUUAUUUUAAAGUAGGGUUUUCCUGGGUUACCUAGGUUACCCUUGAACUUACACUCUUCAGUUUCAGCCUCCCUAGUAACUGGGAAUUACAGAACUGUACCACCAGGUACAACUUUACCCUAAGUUAAAUUGCUUCUACAUUAGCCCAAAUAAUCACCAAAUAGCAUUAUGUUCCUGAGUAUCAUUGACUUCACCUUACCUUUCCAGCUGUGCAACCAAUAGCAGGAAUUUUACUGGCCCACUCUUUCUCAUGAUGAUGAUGAAGGAAAAAGCAUUUAGGAUGCUCCUAGUUGGCAAUGACUGGAUGAAUGGAUAGAUUCACCUAUUGAGAAAUGUGGUUUGUGUCUCCUGAUGUCUAACUUAAAAUAUUAAGCUAAUAAUAUGUGUUAUUUAUGAUUUAUUUUUAUUGUUAUUACUUCAAAUUGCUUUGCAAAUCAAAAGGUAUCUCUCUCUUUUUUUUUUUUUUUGAGUCAGGGUCCCUAUGUAGCUCUGAUUUUCCUAGAACUCAUUACAUAGGCCAAGCUGGCCUCAAAAUCACUGAGAUUCACUGGUCUCUACCUCUUGAGUGCUGGGAUUAAGAGCAGGUGCCACCAUGUCAGGCAAAGUAUAUUUUUCUGCUGCCAAAGAAUAUUUUCUUAUCUGCCAAGUUUGGGGGAGAAGGGAAAAACUAGUAAAUGAUGCAUAUUUUCUUUUAACAUAUCAGUUUAUUCUUUGCAGUAUAUUUGUUUGGGAAGGAAGUACCUAUUGAUUAUAGGUUAUGUACAGUUAGUUUAAGGGGAUAAAUAGGGAUCUGGAACUAUAUCUUGGUUGUCAUUGAUCCCAUCCCUUCCUACCUGUGUGUUGAGUUGUGAUGGAUAUGUCUCAAGCACAGUCAUCUCUCCUUGUCUGUGGGCUACAUAUCUGUAGGUGUAGCCAGCCACACCCCGAAGAGAUUUGACAAAAAUGCACCUGUAGGAAACAUGUGCCGAAUAGCCUUUCUUCUUUUUUUUCUUCCCUAAGCAAUACAGCACAACAGUUAACAUAACUAUUGCAUUGUAUUAGAUAUGAUAAUGACCUAGAAACAGUAUAAAUUCUACAAGAAGAUGUGAGCAGGUUAUAUGUCAAUACUAUGCCAUUUUGUAGUUGGGACGUGAACAUCAACUGGUAUCCUAGCAAGAAGUAGGGCAUGUGCUGGUACCAGUCUCCCAAGGGUACUGAGUGAUGGCUACAUUUGAUUCUAACUGUGAAAAGUGGUUCAAAUAAAACAUUUUUGAAACAAC